This is a messenger RNA of Monoraphidium neglectum, 1404 nucleotides long. RefSeq names its product HIV-1 Vpr-binding protein. The record is from RefSeq and is a predicted model, not a curated record. NCBI's taxonomy places the organism in Eukaryota, Viridiplantae, Chlorophyta, Chlorophyceae, Sphaeropleales, Selenastraceae. Gene Ontology annotation, cellular component: Cul4-RING E3 ubiquitin ligase complex; nucleus. The transcript has 6 exons. The coding region runs from base 1 to 1404 and encodes 467 amino acids. Gene Ontology annotation, biological process: protein ubiquitination.
AUGUCUUCAGUGCACCUGGCGGGCAGGCCGCUGCCUGCCCUGCCUGCGGUCAUAAGCCACGAGGUCAUCUUGGGCCUGCUGCGGGCCCUGGACGAAGGCGGCGCUGACGAGCAGUGCUUCGCCGCCCACCGGCUUGCGGCCCUGCUGGAGGCCGAGGAGGCCAAGUACCGCGCUGUUGUGGGUGACCCGCAUGCCAACCCAAGCCUCAGAAACCACUACACCGUGGGAAAGAUCCUGGCGUUCAUCAAGGAAGAGGAGGAUGUGUAUGACAAGAUCUGCGACACCUGGGUGCAAUCGCGCAACGCCACACUCGAGCAGCAGGUCGCGGGCCUGCGGCUGCUGCUGGCGACGCUCGAGUGCUGGCUGUUCCAGUACCCCCUGACGGAGGAGGCCCUGGUGGAGCGGCUGGGCCACUGGAGCGUGGCCGGGCUUGAGAAGGCGCCGCUGCCGGGGGAGGGGGCGCCGGGGGGGCGGCAGGAGAUGCUGGAGGAGGCGCGGCAGGCGUACGCGCUGGGCGUCCUGAGCAUUGCGCUGACUAAUGAGGAGUACGCUGAUGAGGCAGUUCGCACGCCCCUCGUGCCGGCGGCCUGCCGGUACCUGAGGCGCGCGGUGACCGCCAUGGCAGCUGGCGCGCCCGGCGGCGCGGCCGGCAGCAGCGGUGCUGCGGCGGCAGGGGCGUCGGCGGACGACGGCCCCGCGGCCGGUGGCGGCGAGGGGGAGUCACCGGAGGUCGCGCACGUGCGGCAGCAGCGGCUGCUGGCGGCGCUGCGCUGCCUGAUGUGCACUGGCGAGUACGUCGAGUCCCUCGGCCCCUUCCUCCAGUUUUGCGGCGUCGACACCGUCUGCACGCUGCUGCGCCACAUCCGAGCCGCCUCCGCCGCGGGCGGCGGCGCGCGCGGCGGCGGCGGAGGUGGCGGCGCGGCGGCGCAGCGGCUGGGGUGGCUCAUGCACGAGGCGCUGCAAGUGGUGUGCUCGCUGCUGGCGCACCGCAAGUUUGCUGAGCUGCUGGUCGAGGCGGGCGGCGUGCAGCUGCUGCUGGCUCUGCCGAGGAACCAGCACUCUUACCCGGGCCUCUCCCUCGCCCUCUUCGGCCUCGCCGCCCUGCCCCUCGCCUUCGAGCGCGCCUGCGCGCUGCCGGCCCCCGUGCCCCGCGAGAUGGUCGCGGCCGCCCUGUCGCUGCUCACCAGCGGCAGCGACGUCGCGCGCAAGAACGGCGCGCUGUUUCUUGACCACGCCCUCAGCACGCGCGUGGUGUGCAAGGAGUUUGACUCACAGGAGGGGCUGCACCGGCUGCUGUUCCCGCUGCGGCGGCUGCUGGCGCUCACGCGGGAGGGCGGGGGCAUGCACCCGGACGUGCGGACGGAGCGGCAGGUGCGGCGGGGGUUGGAGGGGCGGGGGGUGUAG